GAGGCGGGAAAAAGGCGAGUAGAAAGAGAUGAAGGAGAAAGGCGUUGGAGAAGAGGUGUCAGUGGACGAACGGUACACGCAAUGGAAGUCACUUGUUCCUGUUCUUUACGAUUGGCUUGCUAACCACAACCUUGUUUGGCCUUCACUCUCUUGUCGAUGGGGGCCCCAGUUUGAGCAAGCAACUUACAAAAACCGCCAGCGCCUCUACCUUUCCGAGCAGACUGACGGCAGCGUUCCAAAUACGCUUGUCAUAGCUAAUUGUGAAGUUGUAAAACCUAGGGUUGCAGCAGCACAACACAUAUCUCAGUUCAACGAAGAAGCACGUUCGCCUUUUGUAAAGAAGUUCAAAACUAUUAUUCAUCCUGGCGAGGUGAAUCGAAUUAGGGAACUGCCUCAGGAUAGCAAGAUAGUGGCCACACACACUGACAGUCCUGAUGUUCUUAUUUGGAAUGUUGAGUCUCAGCCUAAUCGUCAGGUUGCCUUGGGAGCAAAUAAUUCUCGACCAGACUUGAUAUUGACUGGACAUCAAGACAAUGCUGAAUUUGCGCUCGCAAUGUGCCCUUCUGAGCCUUUUGUGCUCUCUGGAGGGAAGGACAAAUCAGUUGUUCUGUGGAGCAUUCAUGAUCACAUGUCUACUUUGGCAGCAGAUCAGGGAGAUACAAAGUCUCCUGGAUCUGGAGGAAGUAAUCCGAAACCUUCUGCAGAAGGCCCUACUGUUCAAGCUCGAGGUAUUUUCCAAGGACACGAUGAUACUGUAGAAGAUGUUCAGUUUUGCCCUUCCAGUGCACAGGAGUUUUGCAGUGUUGGAGAUGAUUCUUGCCUAAUACUGUGGGAUGCAAGAACUGGUUCUUCUCCUGCUGUCAAGGUAGAAAAGGCUCAUAAAGCUGAUCUUCAUUGUGUUGAUUGGAAUCCGCACGAUGUAAAUUAUAUUUUGACUGGGUCGGCAGACAACACUGUUCGCAUGUUUGAUCGACGAAACCUCACUUCUGGGGGAGUGGGAUCGCCUGUACAUAUCUUUGAGGGCCAUAGUGCUGCUGUGCUUUGUGUACAGUGGUCCCCGGAUAAAUCAUCAGUAUUUGGAAGUUCGGCAGAAGAUGGUAUCCUAAACAUCUGGGAUCAUGAAAAGGUUGGUAAGAUGGCGGACUCUGCUGGUAGAAAAGCUCCAAAAUCUCCUCCUGGCUUAUUCUUUCGUCACGCUGGACAUAGGGAUAAGGUGGUUGACUUCCACUGGAAUGCAGCAGAUCCAUGGACUAUUGUUAGUGUCUCAGAUGACGGUAGUGAAAAUACUGGCGGAGGCGGUACAUUACAGAUAUGGCGAAUGAUUGAUCUCAUUUACAGACCAGAUGAUGAGGUACUAAAUGAACUGGAGAAGUUCAAGUCUCACCUGCUUACUUGUUCUUAAUGUCUCCACAUAGGCGACGGCACUGAUGUUCAAGCCAUGUUUUGAAUUUGCUGACUCGAUCAAAUGGCUGGCUUUUGAUGUUUAUGUAUUGAAUCCCAAAUUUAAUCUUUUCAUAGACUUUAAAGCUUCUAGGGUAUAACAUAUUAAGGGACUUUUAGGGGUUUAUUUGGUGCUUGCUUGAAAGAGAAUGCCAUGUAUCUAUCUUUCCACUGUUUCAAUCCAAAAGUUAAGGCCUAAGAGGUAGAAGUGUGGGAUUUCAAUGGCUAAAAAAACAUUGAAAACUAGUUACCUUAUCUCAGAGAAACAGAGUUGAAGCUGUUAGUGUUUUCGACCUAA
This is a messenger RNA of Lycium ferocissimum, 1738 nucleotides long. Its product is annotated as WD-40 repeat-containing protein MSI4-like. The transcript has 15 exons. The record is from RefSeq and is a predicted model, not a curated record. Bases 29 to 1402 code for a protein of 457 amino acids. Gene Ontology annotation, cellular component: nucleus. Gene Ontology annotation, molecular function: histone binding. NCBI's taxonomy places the organism in Eukaryota, Viridiplantae, Streptophyta, Magnoliopsida, Solanales, Solanaceae. Gene Ontology annotation, biological process: regulation of gene expression.